Messenger RNA from Mus caroli (Ryukyu mouse), 3854 nucleotides. The record is from RefSeq and is a predicted model, not a curated record. NCBI's taxonomy places the organism in Eukaryota, Metazoa, Chordata, Mammalia, Rodentia, Muridae.
GGGGCGACUGCGCUACGGCCCGACCGGGGCGGUGAUGGCGGCUCCAUAUUAACACCUCCUCCUCCUCCUCCGCGCUCCCGCCCGCGCCCGCCAGCCGUCUCCCCCUUCCCUGACGCCACCUCUCCCCCUCCUCUACCAUGCCCGGCAUGAUGGAGAAAGGGCCCGAGUUACUGGGGAAGAGCCGAUCGGCCAACGGCGGCGCCAAGAGCCCGGCGGGAGGCGGCGGCUCCUCGGCCAACGGCGGGCUGCACUUCUCGGAGCCCGAGAGCGGCUGCAGCAGCGACGACGAGCACGGGGAUGUUGGGAUGAGAGUCGGAGCUGAAUACCAAGCUCGGAUCCCUGAAUUCGAUCCAGGUGCUACCAAGUACACAGAUAAAGACAAUGGAGGCAUGCUUGUGUGGUCUCCUUAUCACAGUAUCCCAGAUGCCAAAUAGACCUUCUGGACCCUUGACCAUGCACUUCUUGAAUCAUGGUGUGGCUUUAGACUUCAGUGUGAUGUAGCGGACCCGAAUCCUUUGCGGCACAUCAGAUAUAGGAAACAUUCAGUGGAUGAAUAUAUCGCCAUUGCAAAAGAGAAACAUGGCUACAAUGUUGAACAGGCACUUGGCAUGUUGUUCUGGCAUAAACACAACAUUGAGAAGUCCCUUGCGGACCUCCCUAACUUCACGCCCUUUCCGGAUGAGUGGACAGUGGAAGACAAAGUCCUGUUUGAACAAGCCUUUAGUUUUCAUGGGAAGAGCUUUCACAGGAUUCAGCAAAUGCUUCCAGAUAAGACAAUUGCAAGUCUUGUAAAGUAUUACUAUUCUUGGAAAAAAACUCGCUCAAGGACAAGUUUGAUGGAUCGCCAGGCUCGUAAACUAGCCAAUAGACACAAUCAGGGUGACAGUGAUGAUGAUGUAGAAGAAGCUCACCCCAUGGAUGGAAACGACAGUGACUACGACCCAAAGAAAGAAGCCAAAAGAGAGGGUAACGCUGACCAGCCGGUCCAAACCAGCAAGAUCGGCCUGGGCAGGAGAGAGUACCAGAGUCUGCAGCACCGCCACCACUCUCAGCGCUCCAAGUGCCGCCCUCCUAAGGGCAUGUAUCUAACCCAGGAGGACGUGGUGGCUGUCUCCUGCAGCCCCAACGCAGCCAACACCAUCCUGAGGCAACUGGACAUGGAGCUGAUCUCUCUCAAGCGCCAGGUUCAGAAUGCUAAGCAAGUAAACAGUGCACUUAAGCAGAAAAUGGAAGGUGGAAUUGAAGAGUUCAAACCGGCUGAGGCACAGACCCCACAGGCUCCUCGGACUCUGGGUCCAUCACCUCCUGCCCCGUCAUCCACUCCAACACCAACAGUCCCCAUUGCCACUCUGAACCAGCCUCCACCACUUCUUCGUCCAACACUGCCUGCCGCCCCUGCUCUUCACCGACAACCUCCUCCACUCCAGCAGCAGGCUCGGUUCAUACAGCCCCGGCCAACUCUCAAUCAGCCUCCACCACCUCUCAUUCGCCCUGCUAACUCCAUGCCACCCCGCCUAAACCCAAGACCAGUGUUGACCACGGUUGGCGGUCAGCAGCCACCUUCACUCAUUGGGAUUCAGACAGAUUCACAGCCUUCACUGCACUAAUUACGCUGGACAAAGGCUCGCCUAUCAUUGUACCAGUGCUCAUUUGACUGAUCCAAACAAGGCAAACUAGUCCUUCCUGUGGCGGGGGUCUAGCCUAAGAGGGUGCGCGCACACGGGAAGUGUGGCAGUGGACUAGUGUAAGUGGCGUGACACAGCAGGAAGCCUCUGUUUGGCCUCCUUUCUAGUGUCCACUGUGAUCUCAUGGGAAGAAAAGUAUUCUGUCUACCAAGGGGUUUUCGUUCAUUUUUACUGUAUUUAUUUUGUUGAGGUUUCUUUUUUUCUUGCCUCUUCAUACUCAAAACUGUUAGUACAAAAAUAUUGACUUAGGAAUUGUAAAAAAAAAACAACAAAAACAAAAAAAAACUCCUUAAGUUCCUUAAGGAUGUUUAUCUUUCUGCUUUUUUCUUUAAUUUAAAUUUUUUAAAAGACACUUUCCUAUGUUAGGAGUGCAAGAUAAAUAGCCUGCAUUUCAGAUUUUGAUAUGUUCAUAUUUAAGAAAUUAUAGCUUCAUAUCCCUUUUUUCAAAAUAUGUUGCUUUUUUUCUAAAGGAAUUUUAGUAUAUUCCUUUAAAAGAAAGCAAUUAAAUCAAUUGCAAAGCAAUUAUAUGAAACCACAAAGAAUGUAUUGAACAUGCUAAUCCUUUAACAUAGUUUGGGGUCCUAGUGUAAAGUCCUUGUUUAAAGGUCAUUGACCCUGUUAUCUAUCAGUAGUAGAGGUUUGGAAUCACUCACAUGCAGAAAAAGGACUUAAAAUUUGGUGAGAUACAAUGUUUCUUAAGUUCUUUGAAGAUAUUAAUUUUGAAAAAAAAAAGUUUCUAAAUGCUCUUUGCUUUUAGCUAGUAUCUGCCUGUGUUGGGGAUUUAGAACAAUUUUCAGUUAUGUAGCGAUGGUGGUUAUGGAAACAUUUAUUUACAGUUUAUCUUCUGAACUUAAGGUUCAUACUCACUAAGAGGAUCUGUGUUUGAUACAAAGAGUGUUUGGGGUUUUUUGGUUUUUUUUUUUUUUCUUGCUAAAUCUCUGUUGUACAUUUGAAUACAUUUGUAUGAUCCUUUCAACCAACCUGAGCUUGUGGUUUGAUUUAGGGCUAAGUCAUCGGCAUCACAAGAUGAACUCAUUGUGUUGUUGCAAUAAUUGUGCCGUUAGCUAACGUACUGAGAUCGUUUUUAUGAAAAAACAGAGGCUUAAGGCCUUUUUAUUCCAACACAAAGUCAUUAGCACCCACAAAGAAUAUUUUACUAUGGCGGAGUUUCAACAAACAUGUUACUGACAGCUUUGAUAGAAUGACUUCACAUGGGAAGCAUGGCUUGCAGUAGAGGGACAGUUGCUAGGGCUGCAGGCUGCCCACAUCAGAGGGAUCAUGUUUCCUUAAGUACUGGAAAAAUAAUCCCUUUAUGGGCUCUCCAGCCCAUUGGUCAAUUUUAAUUUUCAGCUUUUCCUUCAAAAGGACCCUCAAUUCUGAUGUGAUUGAAAGUGGCUUGCAGAAAAAGGCCCUUUUUUUUCUCAUCAGAUCACCUUAAUAGUUUAUGCCCCAUAUAAAAAUGUAACUGAUCUAAAAGUAAUAUUAAAGAAUUUAUACUUAUUUUUACUUUAAAAGCCAUGGAAGACGGUUAUGUAUCUUAAACUGUCUAGAGCAUUUUUGAAAGCACUUGUCUUGUGUACGUGCAUAUUAUACCGUGACAGCUUUCAUUGUCUUGUCUCUCGUCAGUAGACCUGCAGUACAGUCUGUGGGAGAUGUCAGUCGAGUUGUUCAGCACCAGCAUCUGUCCAGAUGUUCAGUAUCUGUGGCUUAGGUGCUGAAUCUGAGGGAUGUGUUGCAAUUUUCUUUACAAACACUAGAGCACACAGUAGAAGAAUAGUAGUUUCAUUAGUGAUAUGACACAUGUAUAUAGUGAGACGUCUUCAUUGUGUGCUUUGCAUAUUUUGUAAAUAUUUUGCACGUCAUUAUUUUCCUUUUUUUGUUUGAGCAGUGUUUGGCCUGGAAGAGUAAUAUGCUUGCUGCUUAAAGGAUUAAAGAUUUAAAGGUGUCCAUGUCUUCUAUUUUUAUAUAACCUCAUAUUGUAUGAGAAUUUAGGACCUCUUCACUGUGAAAUUCUAAGUACUGGUUUAUAUAUAUAUAUAAAGCAAAGCCUAGAAAUUUCUUAAUGACCAUUUUUGUUAAUUCUGAAGUUAUCUUUUUUGAGAGAUCUACACCAAAGUGUUUUUAUAACAUAACUAAAAAUAAAUCACAUUGUUGCUACUACUGUUAAAA